Messenger RNA from Linnemannia hyalina, 957 nucleotides. The record is from the annotation of a GenBank genome assembly. Lineage: Eukaryota; Fungi; Mortierellomycota; Mortierellomycetes; Mortierellales; Mortierellaceae.
AUGCUCGACAGAGUUGCCAAGAACCCAACCAAGUACGCGGAAACCGUCGAACUCAAGCACGUCCUCAAGCAGACUGUUAUUUAUCGAGCCUCACUGGGACUGCCAUGGAGCUUGAGAGGAGAGGAACCGAUCUUGGUCGAGAGCGCUCUCAGCCGUCUCCGCAUUGCUGCUGACAAGACUGCAGCUGAGGAGACGAUCAGCACAAUUACUGGCGAGCCAUUCAAACAACUCAAGCAAGAGCUGUUCUCAGUCCCCAAUGCCGCCGAGCACCGGCGCACCACGAAACUCAAGACCCUUAUCCCACUGUUUGAGCCUGUCACUUUUCUCAAGCGUUUUUUCGAGCACCCAGCAACGAUUGUCGGAUGGGAAAAUUGUGAGUUGGGAGUUCUAAACAAGGAAACCUUGACCAUGGGCGAUUUUUUCGAGGCGCACUACGAGCAUGGCUCGAGGAGAGGCAACUCCAUAGUCAAGCUCCUUCGCGAUAUCACUCCAGGAGCCGUGGAGGAAGCUCGACUGGCAGUACAUGAGACUAGGAUCAAGGCUUUUCUACCAAACCUGGCCAAGUACUGCCCUGGUGGAAAGUACCUGAGCUUGAUCUACGCCUACCGUGAGAUUGUCAAGACGUCGCGCGAGGGCUGGAGUAGUGGCAACCUUUGGGAUUCGGAGCCUGAGAUUGGAGAGGACCAUAACCAUGUCGUCAAGGAUAGUGACAUGCCGUUGAUGCAGCUCCUUAUGAUUAUUGAUGGGAGCAAUAUAGGGAAGGCUAAAGGGCGGCAUCGACAUCGGUUCCGGGCCAAGGAACGAAAGCCAGUUCCGGAAAUACUGAAGGUCAAGGAUUUCCCUGUUAUCAAUGGAGGCGACAAAAUCAAGACAUUAAGAGGCUUGAUGGAGCAUACUCCUCAGAACCAGGUCCCCAAUAUCAUGCUUGAGAAGGCCUUCAAGGCCUGGCACGACUGA